This is a messenger RNA of Lucilia cuprina (Australian sheep blowfly), 619 nucleotides long. RefSeq lists its product as uncharacterized. The coding region runs from base 110 to 592 and encodes 160 amino acids. The transcript is spliced from 2 exons. The record is from RefSeq and is a predicted model, not a curated record. Lineage: Eukaryota; Metazoa; Arthropoda; Insecta; Diptera; Calliphoridae.
UCAAACACACCACUGUCACAUUUAUAAAUAAAAAGUUGCAUUUUGGAAAAGUUUUUGUUAUGAAAUUAUUUUAACGCAAAAUUUAUCAAAGAAACUUAAAACAAAAACAAUGAAUAAUUUAAGAUUUAUCAGGGAAAUCAGUAAAUUCAGACAACAAUGGCCGGUGAGAACGGUCCAACGCACAAUGGGACAGAAAGUUGAAUCUAUAGCCAGCAAACAGCGUACACAAACCGAUGAAGAGGUGGACAAUGAACCCAUUAAAUUUUUCGGCAGCCAGGCGGCUACAUGGCGUGCUAAGGAUACUAGAAGUGGCGGUUCCGAUGAACAUUUAUGGUAUCAGCCUUAUGUUAUAUCCGCCAGUUUGGCAGUAUUUCUUCUUUAUUUCUGUGUGCUGCGCGAAGAAAGUGAUAUUGAUUUGAAGUUGGAGGGAAGUUUGUUUGAACAUGUUCAGGGUUUGGAAGAGGUGCAAUUAACCAUGAAUUAUAAGUAUAAUAAGGAAAAUGGUUUGGAUAAUAAGGAAGUUAUCCAGAGGCUAAGUGCUUUGGGUAUUGAUGUUAAGUUAUUAGAUGCUGAAAUUGCCCAAGGUAAAUAAAGUUGUUUGUUUGGUUGAUAAUCUUAA